AUGUGGUUUUCCCUUCUUUCUUUUGUCAUUUUAUCAGUGAAUCUUGUACAGCACCUUAGUGCUAUCAGCAGUCCAAUUCCACCAUAUACCAAUUACACUUAUGCCACGGAACUGCUACCUGAUCUUGCCGAUCUUUGGUGGUCGAUCGAUGAUCUUCGAAAGGAAAUCACUUUUGAAUUUCACAUCAAAACAACUGGCUGGAUUGCACUUGGCAUCAGCCCCGCUGGUGGUAUGAUUGGUGCUGAUAUCGGUUUGGGAUGGAUCGAUCAAUCAGGUCAACUGCAUUUUGAAGAUCGAUAUGCAUACGGAUUUUACCAGCCAAUGGUAGAUAAUACAACACAAGAUUGGUUCGGAUUGCAAGGUCACGAAGUGAACGGAUGGACAGCCAUUCAGUUCAAACGACUGUUAGACACUUGUGAUAUCAUGGACUAUCCCAUUAAAGUAUGCUUCUAUCCUGUUAUAAUUGAUGGAAAAGCGACUAUUAAAUAUCAUGGCGAUCGUCGAUAUACUCGAGCAAUUCCACUGCAAUCAUAUGCAAAUCCACCACCAGAGAGCAAAUUUGCUGACCUCGACUAUUUUGAUUUUCAAUUGCACAAUUAUUCAGUACCAUCGAAUGAGACGACCUAUCACUGUACGGUCUACAAAGUACCGGCUAAGUUUCCUAAACGAAGGCAUGCCAUUGCUCAUAAAGCUAUCAUUGAUCCAGCCAAUAUCGAUAUUGUUCAUCAUAUGUUGAUGUAUGAAUGCAAUCCAUCAGCUAUCUUCGAUGAUGAAAAUUUGCCUUCUGGUAUAUGUGACGAUCUUGGCGAAGUUCUUAUACCUUGCACAUCCAAUAUCGCCACUGGAUGGGCUGUUGGUGGAGAUUAUAUCAAUGAGUUUCCUGACGUAGCUGGAUAUCCUGUUGGAGGUGAUUUUGAAAUCAAAUAUUAUGUGGUUCAAAUGCACUAUAAUAAUAUACAUCAAAUGUCAAAUCGUACGGAUAGUUCUGUGGGUCAAGAUUCAGAUGCCACUGCUAUUGCCAUUCCACCCUAUGAUGAUCGUUUAGUCAUCGAUUCUUAUUGUCCUGCUCUGGUCACUCAAAAUAUUCCACCGACGGGCAUUACUGUGGUUGCAGCAUUUCCACAUACUCAUCUUCAAGGUACUUAA
This is a messenger RNA of Rotaria sp. Silwood2, 1146 nucleotides long. NCBI's taxonomy places the organism in Eukaryota, Metazoa, Rotifera, Eurotatoria, Philodinida, Philodinidae. The record is from the annotation of a GenBank genome assembly.